AAAAUCAGUUCGACCCAGACGUGUUCUGAGUUUCCAACUCUUCUCUCAUCUCUCUCCGGCGGAUCGCGGCGGCACUCCACGACCCAGACUCGGCUUUCACCAGCUGAUCUUUCUCCUCAGAUAGAUGGAAAUGGCAAGUGAUGUUCGGCGUUGGGAUGAGUUAAUACCUGAGGCGUUGAGUCUAAUAUUCAACGGCCUUUCUUUUAAGGAGAAGCUGACUGUGAUUCCGAUGGUUUGCAAACCAUGGAGUAAGGUGGUUAUGGGGUCUGACUGCUGGCGAGAGAUAGACAUUGAGGAAUGGAGUAAUGGAUGCCAGUCGCAACACCUUGAUCGAAUGAUUCAAAUGCUGGUUGCAAGAAGUGGUGGAUCGAUGAGAAAGCUGUGUGUUCCUGAACUCCAAAACGACAUGAUUUUCUCCUUCAUUGCCGAACAUGCCAAUGCCCUUCAGACCUUGAGACUGCGGAGAAGUGAAAUAAGUGAUUCAGUAGUAGAACAGACAAUUGGAAGGUUUUCUAAUAUCACCUUCUUGGAUCUUAGCUACUGUGGUAAAAUUGGCAGUCGAUCUCUAAAGGCCAUCGGAAUGAACUGUAAAUUGCUCACAGGACUGUGCCGGAACAUACAUCCAUCCUACUCUGCAGGCAUCCUUAUGAAUGAUGAGGCUGAUGCCAUUGCCACCACAAUGCCUAGACUGAAGCACCUUGAGAUAGCAUACCAUAUCAUCAACACACAAGGGGCUCUUCAAAUACUUGAGAGUUGCCCCGAGCUUGAAUUCAUGGACUUGAGAGGGUGUUGGGAUGUUAAGCUUGAUGACAAGUUCUUUGGGGAGAAGUUCCCAAAAUUGAAUGUUUUAGGGCCUUCUGUGGACGACUGCUAUGAUGAGGACCUGGAAGGUUGCCUGUGUAACUCGGAUGCUUCUGAUGAAUGUUCCCCCUUCGAAUAUGAAGACCUCUCUGAGGAACAUCUCUCAGACGAAUAUCUGUCUGACAGAUAACUGAUCUGAUCAAAUUCUUGUUGAGCUGCAAGUCUUCGUAGAACUUGGUGGUUGGCCCCUUGUUCAUUCACCAACGCCCUGUACAUUUAGCCUUUUGUUAACAUUUGCACCACCCUUUUCUUCUCUUAUUUAGUCCCUAUAAAUCUUUGCCGUUGAUAUCUAUGAUCAAGUAUCGUUGUGUAUGGCUGUAUGCUAAGAAGUUCUGCAGAUUUCUCCAGUUCCUGGCCGUUAUAGGGAUCCCUACAGUCUCAAAACACUCAUUUUCCAGAGCAGCACACUUCAUGACUUAAUGUAAAAU
Molecule: messenger RNA, 1289 nt
Organism: Fragaria vesca subsp. vesca
Lineage: Eukaryota; Viridiplantae; Streptophyta; Magnoliopsida; Rosales; Rosaceae
Product: F-box protein FBW2-like
Exons: 3
Coding region: 125-991 (288 amino acids)
Source: RefSeq, a predicted model, not a curated record